Messenger RNA from Aspergillus alliaceus, 1892 nucleotides. Its product is annotated as putative MFS maltose permease. Lineage: Eukaryota; Fungi; Ascomycota; Eurotiomycetes; Eurotiales; Aspergillaceae. Gene Ontology annotation, biological process: carbohydrate transport; transmembrane transport. Gene Ontology annotation, molecular function: carbohydrate:proton symporter activity. The record is from RefSeq and is a predicted model, not a curated record. Gene Ontology annotation, cellular component: membrane. The transcript has a single exon. Bases 183 to 1778 code for a protein of 531 amino acids.
UGUGGAGAUCCCCAGAUUCUCCAUUUUUCGCAUGCACCCCAGUUUAAUUUCUAUGGAGUAUAUGCUAGUCAUAUGAUGAACUGCAGAAUAUAUAACUAUCUAGAUCCAUCACCCAUGAAGACUGCGUUUUUUCCCAGAUUAUGGAACUCCUCUGAACAUCACUUUCUCUCCUCGCUCUCACCAUGUCUUCUUCAGACGCCAUUGAAGCCAAUGAUGACUCGCAACGAAAGCCAUCGUUGGUCCAUGGCAAACAGGCCGCUCAACAGGAGCAGUCUAUGACCCUAUGGCAGGCAAUCCGUCUCUACCCGAAAGCCGUGGGAUGGUCGGUUCUACUGUCCUCUACUCUCAUCAUGGAAGGCUACGACCUGGCCCUUCUGGGCUCAAUGUAUGCCUCACCAGCCUUCAACCAGAAGUUCGGCGAGCAAGCAGCCAACGGCAAAUGGACCGUUCCAGCCUCCUGGCAGUCCGCAUUGUCCAACGGUGCCCGAGUCGGCGAGGUCAUCGGACUCCUGAUCAAUGGUCUCAUCUCCGAACGACUAGGCUACAGGUGGACCAUGGUCUCUGCAUUGACGGCCAUGAUGGGAGUAAUCUUUCUGUUCUUCUUCGCAGUCAAUAUUCAAAUGCUACUAGCAGCCGAGAUCCUCGCCGGUAUUCCCUGGGGCGUCUUUCAGACCCUCCCCGCAGCCUACGCCUCAGAGGUAUGCCCCGUCGUACUACGCCCAUACCUAACAACCUUCAUAAACAUGUGCUGGGUCUUCGGGCAAUUUGUCGCCGUCGGUGUAAACCGCGCCUCAAUCCAGCGCGAAGACCAAUGGGCCUACCGCAUCCCCUUCGCCGUGCAAUGGGCAUGGCCCCUGCCCAUCCUAAUCGGCUGCCUCUUCGCGCCGGAAUUCCCCUGGUGGCACGUCCGCCGCGGCGACAUCUCCGGCGCAAAGCGUGCCCUUCAAAGACUAACCUCAAGCGACCCAACCUUCGACCCAGACGCCACAAUCGCUAUGAUUCAGCACACUGACGAACUCGAAAAGUCCCUGACAAAAGGAACAAGAUACACAGAUUGUUUCAAGGGUGUCAAUCUCCGCCGGACAGAAAUCGUCUGCGGCGUCUGGCUCGUCCAAACCCUCUGCGGCCAGAACCUAAUGGGCUACUUCGCAUACUUCUGCGUGCAAGCCGGUCUCCCCACCGUUCGCUCCUUCGACCUCUCCCUCGCACAAUACGCCCUCGGCGUCCUCGGCACACUAGGGUCUUGGUACCUUAUGACCGUGGCAGGCCGUCGAACCCUCCACCUCGCAGGUCUGUCCAGCCUCUUUCUCCUCCUAGUAAUAACAGGAAGUCUCUCCUUCGCGCCGGGCGAAAACAGCGCCGCGAAAUGGGCUAUCGGCGCCAUGCUCAUCAUCUUUACAUUUUGCUACGACUUCACCAUCGGACCCGUGACAUACUGUCUCGUCUCGGAGUUAUCCUCGACAAGACUCAAGGCUAAGACCAUUGUGUUGGCGCGCGCUGGGUACAACGUGAGCAAUAUUGUGGUCAAUGUGCUUACGAACUAUCAGCUGAAUGAGACGGCAUGGCACUGGGGGGCUCGCUGUGCUUAUUUCUGGGCUGGGACAUGCCUGGUUUGUUUGGUAUGGUCGUUUUUUAGGAUGCCGGAGCCGAAGGGGCGGACAUAUGAGGAGCUGGACGUUUUGUUUGAGAAGAGGGUUUCUGCGAGGAAGUUUGGAGAGACGGUUGUGGAUCCUUAUGAGGAUGUUGUUGAAGUUAGGGAGGAUUGUGCGAAGGAGUAGGCGUUGUUAUAAGCUGUGUAUAUAUAUUCUGAGGAUUAAUGUAGGAGGCGUUCAAUGAGUGCUAGGGCUGAAGUAGGCGUAAGGUUGGGGUACUACGGGAAUAUUGGAUUAUGA